This is a messenger RNA of Corythoichthys intestinalis (scribbled pipefish), 2281 nucleotides long. It is a transcript of the gene tfb2m, whose product is annotated as transcription factor B2, mitochondrial. Gene Ontology annotation, molecular function: rRNA (adenine-N6,N6-)-dimethyltransferase activity; mitochondrial transcription factor activity. NCBI's taxonomy places the organism in Eukaryota, Metazoa, Chordata, Actinopteri, Syngnathiformes, Syngnathidae. Gene Ontology annotation, biological process: transcription initiation at mitochondrial promoter; rRNA methylation. The record is from RefSeq and is a predicted model, not a curated record. Gene Ontology annotation, cellular component: mitochondrial matrix. Bases 311 to 1663 code for a protein of 450 amino acids. The transcript is spliced from 10 exons.
GUGAUUGUAGUUCGUAGUGGUGUAAAACCGUGUGGUGUUAACUUAAUUAUAAAAGCUAAGGUGGAGUCUUCCGUAACUGCCUAUGACGUCUUAAUUAUGCGCCUGCGCUCCCACGACAAGCAGCACUCCACUCGCAGCAACAUAACAAAUGUGGGGUCAGAAUGCUCGAAAGUCAAUGUCACGGGGUUUACGGGCAAACGGGCCACAAUGAAACACCUUUAAAACGGGGCCUUCGUUACAGUUGAAACUAUAGAAGCGAUCCACAGUAAGGCAGAGAUCUUCAGGGUCUCUUGACAUCCCUCCAAAAUUUAUGGCUGUCUGUAGAUCAUACAUGUCAACCUACAUCUAUAGACUGUUGGAGCUGGCCACACGUGCUUCCUGUUGUCCGAUCAUCACAAGUCGAUCUUGUUUACCAAGGGCACAAUGUGUGGCUCCCGGGGGCCCCGUGAUACACAGAAGAGUUUACAGCCUUGAUUCGCUGGCCUCCGGUCCCGGUCGACCAACAUUUGGUGCAAACUCACAGCAGCCCUUAGUUGACAGGGUGUCCUCCUCAGCGCUUGCACACAGAAACCUGUCUGCUGUGGCUAUUAAGGGUCAGUGUCGUCCUCUAAGCUUUUAUGAUUUUCUGGAUCUCGGUGACGCUGAGGACAAUGUACGUCACGCUCGAACAUGUAAAAAAUCCAGACGCUUCAUAGUGGACCCAGAGUUGGCUAAGCUGGUAGCACAGCACCUUGGACCUGACUUACAAAGCGCCAAGACUGUUGUCCUCGAAUGUAACCCAGGCCCUGGUGUGUUGACCAAGACCUUGCUCAACGCUGGCGCUCAAAGAGUUGUGGCUCUUGAGUCUGAUAAAAACUUCUUUAACGAUUUGCAGGCAUUGGAAUGCAGUCUUGAUGGUCAGCUGGAAGUCGUACAUUGCGACUUCUUCAGAAUUGACCCAGUCUGGGUUCAAAACAACAAACCGCCAGUUAUGUUCUCUGACAAACUCUUCACUGACCUGGGAAUAACAGAGGCCAAUUGGACGGAAGAUUUCCCGGUAAAGGUUGUGGCCAUCGUGCCGCAGCGCAAUGAGCGUGCCACCCUGCUUAAGUUGGUUUAUGCGUUGUUUGAACGACUGUCCAUCUACAGAUAUGGAAGAAUAGAGCUCAACCUCUUUAUGAGUGAGCGCGAAUACAUGACUAUGGUGGCCCCUCCUGGUAAAAUGAGGCACUACAGAGCGCUCAGCGUCCUCUGGCAGAUGGCCUGUCAUAUUGAACUACUUCACAAGGAGCCCUGGGAGUCGUUUGUGACAUCCAGACAGAGUGUACCUCCUUCCAAAGGCCUUCUUCCCAACGAUCACAUGUGCCUAGUUCGUCUGCGUCCACGAGCCAACUUGUUCUCUGGGGGGCUGACGCCUGCAAAUGCCUCUACCCUGAUGGUGAUGGUCAAACAGUGUUUGGCCAAAAGGAAGGAAAAGCUCAUUAAAAAGCUGAAUCUCUGGUCACCUGACAGUGGAAGUAAAUUGUUGUUCGAGAUGGCACUUCCGGAGGAUAUCCUGACUGGUCACCUUAACGCCAGGCAAUAUCUUCAGUUAUUCCAGCUAAUGGACAAGAGUCAGGAGUUCACUCAGAGUUGGCUUUAUGAAGAAAUCAUGGAGAACUCGGAGAGAGAAGGAUGGGGCUGAUGUCUGUCUGUACCCAAGUAAAUGUUUUCAGUCAACUGUAAAACCUCUGUAUAAUUUAUAAGCAGUGUAAUAUAACGAUGAUUAUAAUAUCAAACAAAGUGAAACUACCAUAAAUGUAUACAGCAGAACAAUUGACCACUAUCAUAUUCUAUAAUGUGGCAAACUACACUUCAUAAUGUGGUGACCUGCAUGAUUGAAAACCUACUAAAGCAUCAUGCAGUUGAAAGUUUUCAAGUAUGCUUGAAGACAAUUUUAUAAGUAGAAUUUUUGUUCAUUGUCACGCUUGGAAAAUUUCGAGGAUGUAUACAUGCGAAACUUUUUUUAAUGGCUUUAUUACAGUAGCAAGUCCAGAAUAAAAUAUCUCAGAUUUGCUGAUCUAAUAUGAUUUCUGUACUGUAUACUUUUAGUUGAGCAUUUCACAUUUUUAUAUAGUUCGAUGUUUGUGGGCCGUACAAUGAAUCAAAUGUGCUUUUCGACUUGGACUUGGUUUUGAUCGCACAAAUUCUGACAUUACACCUCAUGUUUUUAGAAACGCCCGCCGUAUCUUGUGACAGUCCAUGUCAUCUUGUUCAAUGUUUGACAUAAUAUAUUUCAAGGAAAUUAAAAAGUUUUGAAUGA